This is a messenger RNA of Notothenia coriiceps (black rockcod), 1730 nucleotides long. RefSeq names its product tropomodulin 1 (gene tmod1). The record is from RefSeq and is a predicted model, not a curated record. Gene Ontology annotation, cellular component: myofibril; cytoskeleton; striated muscle thin filament. Gene Ontology annotation, molecular function: tropomyosin binding. Lineage: Eukaryota; Metazoa; Chordata; Actinopteri; Perciformes; Nototheniidae. The coding region runs from base 420 to 1730 and encodes 436 amino acids. The transcript is spliced from 14 exons. Gene Ontology annotation, biological process: pointed-end actin filament capping; actin filament organization; myofibril assembly.
UACGGGAGACGAGUUUCUGCCUCCGUAAACCCGCCGAGAGACGAGCACUGACGGGGGAGGAAACUGAGCACGCUGAGAAAUCUGCUGCAUUCGGGAUUAUCUGGACGCUUUCUGCUGGUUUGGAGUUUUCUGCGGAUUCCCGGUUUUUGCGCGUGCUGCAGAGCGGACCGCGCGGCGCGACUCCAGGCGGCUCUGAAGGAAACCAUAUCUGGUCAAAGUAUUCGUUGCUGUCACCCAGCGGGACUGUCCGGCUAUAAAUAGCGCUGGAGGAGGUCCAUCUCAGGAGCGUGACAGGCACUUGGCUGCCUUUGCUGUUAUUUUACCCCUGAGCCAGGGGUCAUUGAGUGUAGGGUCUUGCAGGCUCCUGAUCUCCUACAUUUGGCCUUUUCCUGUUUGGAGGGGUGAUUGAGGUGUCCAUCAUGUCGGUUAUGAAGAAGGAGAUGGAUAAGUACAGGGACAUAGACGAGGACGAGCUGCUGAAGAAACUGUCAGAGGAAGAGCUGCAGCGAUUAGAGGAUGAAUUAGAGGAGCUGGAUCCUGAUAAUGCGUUGUUGCCUGCUGGGAUGCGGCAGAAGGACCAGACCAAGAAAAAUCCGACUGGGACAUUUCAGAGAGAUAACCUGCUAGCCCAUCUGGAGAAACAGGCCAAAGAGGAUCCUGAGCAAGAAGACCUGGUGCCUUUCACAGGGGAGAAGAGAGGGAAAGCCUUUGUGCCGAAGAAAGAUGGUGGACCCCAUCAUGGAGAAUGUGACUCUUGGAGACCGAAGCUGGAAGAGUUACUUUCCAUCCUCACUCUGUCUUCUUACUGUCUUCCAGCCAUCCUGGGUAUGCACACCCUGAUGAGUAACCAGCAGUACUAUGAAGCCCUGGCCAGCAGCAACAUAGUCAACAAGCAAGGCCUCAACAGUGUGAUCCAGUGCGCCCAGUACAAAGCAGUCCCAGAUGAAGAGCCCAACUCCACUGACGUAGAAGAGACCCUGUUGAGGAUGAAGAGGAACGACCCCGACCUGGUGGAGGUGAACCUCAACAACAUCAAGAAUAUCCCCAUCAAGACUCUGAAGGCGUACGCUGAUGCUCUGAUAGAGAACUCUGUGGUGGAGAGGUUUAGUAUUGUGGGAACCAGGAGCAACGACCCUGUAGCAUUUGCCCUGGCAGAGAUGUUGAAGGUGAACACGACGCUGAAGAGCCUGAAUGUGGAGUCUAACUUCAUCACAGGGACCGGCAUAGUGUCCCUCAUAGAAUCACUGCAGAACAACACCACACUACAGGAGCUCAAGAUAGACAACCAGAGCCAGCCGCUAGGCAACAAGGUGGAGAUGGAGAUAGCCCGCAUGCUGGAGAAAAACACCACGCUGUUGAAGUUUGGAUAUCAUUGCACCCAGCAGGGUCCGCGCCUCCGAGGCUCCAACGCCAUGAUGAACAACAAUGACCUGGGGAAAGCCUUUGUGCCGAAGAAGAUGGUGGACCCCAUCAUGGAGAAUGUGACUCUGGAGCCGGAGCUGGAAGAAGCCCUGGCGAGUGCUUCUGAUGCUGAACUCUGUGAUAUCGCAGCAUCAUCCAUGACGAGCAUUUCAUUCAAACCCGGCACCCAGAGGCCCGUGGCCCCCUCGGUUUGCUCAGCAGGGGUUCCCUUCACUUCGUCAGAGGAAGCUAAAGCCUCCUGCAGGAACACCCUGUGCACAAAUGACUGCAGAGAAAUAUCCACGAUGGAUGAGCAUGUCUGCAAGUGA